Messenger RNA from Leucoraja erinaceus (little skate), 1693 nucleotides. Its product is annotated as antigen peptide transporter 1-like. Gene Ontology annotation, molecular function: ABC-type oligopeptide transporter activity; ATP binding. NCBI's taxonomy places the organism in Eukaryota, Metazoa, Chordata, Chondrichthyes, Rajiformes, Rajidae. The record is from RefSeq and is a predicted model, not a curated record. Gene Ontology annotation, biological process: transmembrane transport. Gene Ontology annotation, cellular component: membrane. The transcript has 8 exons. The coding region runs from base 150 to 1628 and encodes 492 amino acids.
CCUCCCUCCCACAGACAUGCCGCCCGGCUGCGCUUUUACUUUCGUUUCACUGAAGGAGCGGGGAUUCCCGGCACAGAUCGCCGAGCCCGGCACCGGCUCCGUGUGUGUGUCUGUGGCCGCCGUGUGUGAGCGUCUCCGUCGCCGGGAGGAUGGCGUUGCCAGUGUUCCUGCUGUCACUGGCCGUGUUGGAUGUGACCAUCAGCUGGGUGUUGAGUGGGGCACUGCGGCAGUGGUGGAUGGGGCCGCUGUUGCAGCUUUGGCUGUGGGGUGUGAUGCGUCUGGCUGUGCUGUCUGUCUGCUUGCAGCCGCUGGUCCGUAUGAAGGGCAGCUGGCUAGCCGAGCUGUGGCCGGCAGUGGCCACCUGCUGUCUGCUGCUGCCCACCUACAACAGCCUGGCACUGGCCACUGGCUCCACCCACGCUGAGCUCCUGCACGCCCCCCUCACCACCCGCCUGCUCCUCACCUACCUGGCCACUGCCCUGGGGCUGGUGGUGGCCCACCGCUUCCUGCCCCAGACGGAGGCUCAGACACCGGGCCAGACGCCUGCCACAGCCUCCAUCGCCAGACUGCUGUCCUGUCUGCGGCCAGAUCUCAAACGGUUCCUCCUCGUGGCCGUCUUCGUGGUCCUGUCCUCGGCUGGAGAGAUGGCCGUACCCUACUAUUCGGGCCGGCUCACCGACAGGGUGAAGAGUGGGGAAGGGGAGACGGCCUUCACCAGCACCAUACUCACCAUGGCCGCCUUCAGCAUUGGAAGCGCUGUUAUGGAGUUUAUCUGCGACCAGACCUACAACACCACAAUGACUGGGAUUCACACCCGCAUUCAGGGCUCCGUCUUCAGAUCUGUGCUACACCAGGAUAUCAAAUUUUUCGACACGGUCCACACAGGUGAGAUCACGUCUCGCGUCACCUCGGACACCAACACGAUGAGUGAGUCGCUGACGGAGCAACUGAGCCUGUUGAUGUGGUACCUGACCAGGGCCGUGUGUUUGCUGCUCUUCAUGUUCAGCCAGUCCUACCGGCUCUCCCUCUGCACCCUCGUACUCAUCCCCUUCAUCAUCAUCCUGCCGGAGUUUGUUGCACAGUUCUACCAGGGCCUGACGGCAGAGGUACAGACAUCUCUGGCCAAGGCGAACGACGUGGCGACAGAGACGUUGUCGGCCAUGCGGACGGUGCGCAGCUUCGCCAACGAGGCGGGCGAGUGCGAGCGGUACAAGCAGCGGCUGGAGGACACGUACCGCCUCAACAAGAAGGAGGCCGUGCUCUACGCCAUCUACAUGUGGACCAGCAGCCUGUCUGGGCUACUGCUGAAGGUGUGUGUGCUGUGCUAUGGGGGGCUUCUGGUGGCCGAGGGCAACGUCACCAGCGGGGGUCUCGUCUCGUUCAUCCUGUACCAGAUGCAGUUCACCUCCGCCGUCGAGGCCCUGCUCCGUUUCUACCCUCAAGUGAAGAAGGCAGUCGGUGCCUCGGAGAAGGUGUUUGAGUACAUGGAUCUCCAGCCUGCCCUGGCCCUUCAGGGAACUCUGGCCCCAGCGACACUGGGUUCUCACAUCCAGUUCCACAACGUCACCUUCGCCUACCCCAACCAACCUGAUGUUGCCGUGCUGAAGGUGAGCUGGUUCGUUCCCUAGGGCCAGGGGGAGGGGGAGGUGUGGGUCUGAGCAGCGCUGCACCUUACAUGAGGCAGACCAGGGCU